AAUGUCUCUGGAUCAGACCACCAGGGACCACGUCGAGGAGAAGGCCUUCUCGGCCUCCUCCGCCGACGGGCCCUACGGCCAGAUGUGUUUCCUCGAAGUGCCGGUCUCGGACCCGGCCCGCGCGGCGGCGUUUUACACGGCAGUGCUCGGGUGGGAAUGCGCCGAUGCCGGGAUGCCGUCGCCGACGCCGGGGAUCAAGACGGUGCACUUCUUCAACAAGGGCGACCUGCACGGCGGGUUCCUCGCGAUGGAGGACGGGAACCAUGUGACAACAGGCAACGACGCGGCGAGGCCGGCGCGCAUGGCGGUGCUCCCGACGUUCUGCAUACGGGAUAUUGAGGCAACCGUCGUCGAGGUCGAGAGGUUGGGCGGCAGGGUCCACGUGCCCAAGACGGAGAUUGGCGGCGGGAUGGGUUUCUUUUGUCGCAUCAUCGACUGCGAGGGAAACAUGGUCGGGAUUUGGGCGCAAGAGUGAGGGUUCAGUUGCUUGUAGGUUCCGAGGGCGCUAUUACCACCUACGCCCGGGCGAAUGACUUCGUGGGAAGAAGUCUCUGGGAAUUUCUUGAGCCGGAAGUAGUAGACGUCUGAUCCGAAUUCGAGUUGUUGUCCAGCCCAGCAUCAUGUUGCCGCAGCUGAGGCCCCUUCUCAUCUUGUCAUCCUGACCACGGUUAAACAUGGAAGCUCGCUCGGUUGGAUCCCGCGUGGCC
Messenger RNA from Colletotrichum destructivum, 707 nucleotides. RefSeq names its product Putative glyoxalase/Bleomycin resistance protein/Dihydroxybiphenyl dioxygenase. The record is from RefSeq and is a predicted model, not a curated record. Lineage: Eukaryota; Fungi; Ascomycota; Sordariomycetes; Glomerellales; Glomerellaceae. The transcript has 2 exons. The coding region runs from base 2 to 475 and encodes 157 amino acids.